This is a messenger RNA of Eurytemora carolleeae, 3978 nucleotides long. Its product is annotated as delta-latroinsectotoxin-Lt1a. Gene Ontology annotation, cellular component: ciliary inversin compartment. The transcript is spliced from 8 exons. The record is from RefSeq and is a predicted model, not a curated record. The coding region runs from base 209 to 3454 and encodes 1081 amino acids. Gene Ontology annotation, biological process: protein localization to ciliary inversin compartment. Gene Ontology annotation, molecular function: protein binding. NCBI's taxonomy places the organism in Eukaryota, Metazoa, Arthropoda, Copepoda, Calanoida, Temoridae.
GUUGCAAAAGCACACUGCAAACUAUACACAGAAUUGGAGUAGGUCAAAUCCAUGCGAAAUUUCAGUUGUUAAGAAGAGAUGAGCAAAAUACUCAUCAAUUUGUGUGUGAAAGCUUGCAACCUUUGGAUCACUGUGAGCUUUCCUACUUGGCAUACAGACCAAGUCAAGGGAAGUUCCAGUAUCGCUAUACAACAUACUCACUGAAGAUAUGGAAGGGAUGGAAGUGCUCAUUGCAAGAGCUGAAUCAGAAGUGCAAAAUCAAAAUGACCAAGGCGCAAUAUUAGUUACUCCCGGUCCUCCCGAGUUCUCAAACAAGAGACUUUUUGAAUAUGUGAUUAGCACAUUCAAUGAUCCUAAAACCAGGUCAAAACCAUUGUUUCCAAUAGAUUUAAUUAGGAGUACAGAAGGUUGGACAGCAUUGCACUGUGCAUGCCUGAUGGAUCGCGAAGAAAUAUUAUUGGAUAUUGUGGAAUGGUUAGUGACAGAUUGUGGGAUAGAUCCAGCAAUAAAAUCAAACAAUGGCACUUCACCAAUCCACUUCGCUAUUUCAAAGGGUCAUUCAAAUGUAGUACAUGAGUUACUCAUGACUCCUUAUAACUUAACGGCAAGCAAAGAUGACUCAACAGGUUAUUAUCCACUCCAUACAGCAGCACACUUAAACCAGGUGGAGUGUGUUAAAGUUCUUGUACGACAUGGAGCAAAUGUCCUACUACUUACUGAGACCCAUCAUCCCACUUCUGCUUUCCAUCUUGCAGCCAGCUCACUAAUUCUGCAUAAAUUGAAUUCCAGUACUGUAGAAAACUUUGAACAUGAAUUUCGAAUAAUGAAAACUAUAAACGUUUUGUUAAAAUAUCUCAAACCUGAAUCAAUAUUGGUGUUUGAUGAUGGAAAAUUUGGAACUAUUUUACAUCUUCUUGCAGGAAUAAAUCAUGAAAAGGGGCUGAAGAAAAUAAUAUGUCCUCCAUUCUUACAUCCAGUCAAUGUUUUAAACACAGACACAGUCACUCCUUUUCAUAUGGCCUUGGAAACCAGAUCAAUGGAGUGUGUUGAUGAGCUGUUAAAUCAUGAGGUGGAUGUUUCCAAGAUUCAUCCAAUACUUAAUCUAUCUCCUAUUCAGAUUCUGUUUCGAAAAGCUAAAACCAUCUUGGAUAUUGAUCUUGGAAUUUUAGAAAAAAUGUUAAAAAGAGAACUUGAUUCUGACAAAAACCAAAAGAGUCGGGAUUUUCUACCUUGGUUAACCAUCAACACUUUAUCAGAAUUUAAUCACACACUGAAAGUCUUAAACCUUUUCCCUGAUGAAAAUAUCAAUGUACAUUUGGCCACAGGAGAAACACUUCUUCACUGGGCUGUUCGAAAUAAUGACCAAUCAGUCAUAGAGAAUUUGCUAGUAAAAGGUGUAGAUCUAAUGGUGGCACAUAAAAGAACUUUAGACCUCCCGCUUCAUUAUGCGAUCAUACAUAGCACAAGUGAGACAUAUUUCAAAGCACUGAGAAAUUAUGGAAUCAGAAAUACUGCCUCGGUCUACUCUUCAUGUGAUGAGAGAAAUAUGCUUAUAUCAUUCUUGGGCUCUCAUUUGGUGGCAUCCUGUAAAGAAAUGAAUCAUGAAUUUUUCUUUGAUUUAAACAAUGUUUUGAAGGAAGGAAUUUACUCUGUCCCUUCAUCUGAAAUAAACGAGCUUCACAAAGUUAUCCACUAUAAUUCCCAAAGUUACAGCCCUGUACUGGGAAAAACUGCGCUUAAUUAUGCAAAUGAAAAUGAUGAUAAAAUCAUUGCUUGGGAAUUAUUGAAGUAUGAAAAAUGUUUCCACCCCAACCGCAACUGCUUUCUAAAAUGUCUGCAAGACAACCUUAGCAUGGUCCCCCUUCUACCAUGGAUGAUUGAGACCUCAAAAGAAUUAUUCCCUGGGGGAAAACAUUACACUUUAUCUGUAUUGUUGGUCAUGUUCAACAUGUUUUGUUCCUACAUUCCAUUUCUUUAUGAUUAUUACUCGGACAUUACUCUUACCUUUGACUACUAUUCAAUUGCUUAUGCUAGUGAUAAUUCAAAUCAAGAACUAUUUGGGACUUGUAAUUCAUCUAUAUUUUCAACAGAUUUGGAUUUUGAGUGCUUGAAGAAAACUUCCUUUAAUGGGUUUAAUUUCUACUUUGAAAUUGCUUAUUUGGUAACGACUGCAACUUUGAUGAUAACAAUUGGUUUUUAUGUGAUAAUCAUAUAUAGUCAUUCAAAGCCUGACUGGUUAGUUAAACUGGAAAAUGAAAUAAAAAAGAAAUGCUUAGUAUUAAACCUUAGCAGACCAUGGACCACUAUAUUAUUAAUGAUGGUAAAGUUACCUUUGGCCUUCCUGGUCAAAUUGUUUUUCCCUAUUCAACACAUGAUCAAUGAAUUCAGAUACAGGCAAGCAAAACAGAGAACCGCUCAUAGGGAUAAAGCUUCAGAAAGUCACAGGACAUGGAAAUGUAUUAAGUCUUUUGAGAAUGGUCUAGAAGGAAGUGUUCAAUUGUACUUACAAAUGUGGCUUCUGAAACCUUUUUUCAAUGACCUUGCAAGAUGGAGAACCUAUGACCUUGUUCAGAGAAGCCUUUUUGGAAUUUUUAGUUUCCUGACAUUUGAUCAAAUCACUGCCUGUUAUAUUGAACGGGCUCUGGGCAAAAUACUUCUCACUAUUCUCUCAAUGUCACUGAGUGGAGCUCUUAUGAAGUCAACAAAGCCUGGCAUAGGUGCUUGUGAAAGUCCUCUUCGAAUCCUACCGAUCCUUUUAAGCAUUCUUGCACAAACAACCGCAAGGAUGUUUGCAAUUCGAAGCCUGAUAAUUCUUGAUACUUUCCUUCAGCUGAAUAAAUAUGCAGUGUUUUUUACUGUUCAUUUUUUGUUUGUUUUCUUCAUUACAAUACUAAGCGAAAUUAAAGAAAAGUACUCGACCUGCAGUGUGUUUUUAGGGAGAAAGCUUGAUUUGCUGAAAAUGCUAAAGUUUUUCUUCAGCCUUUUUUCAUCUUCAAUCAUAAUGGUUCACUUAAAGGAAGAUGAAAUUUCUUUUCUCCCUCACUGCAGUUUCUUCAUUCUUAUACUUUGUGAAAAUCUUGUACUGACCUCACUUCCACUAAUUGAACCAUCUCUUUAUCCAGAGCAUUCAUGCUUCCCAUUUGAGAGUCACAAGAAUGGAAUGUGCUGGGUGAUUGCUCUUUGGAUAAUAGGGGUAGGAUUUCAGAUCCUGCACUAUAAAUGGGCUCACCCCUGGGCUGAGUUAAAUGGUGCCCAUCAAAUAGAGAGUUUGUCCAAGCUUAUUGAUAAUAUCAAGCCAGAUAGAAAAAUACACAAUUGUUGUGAAGGAGGAACUAGUAUUGAAGAAAGUACUAACUCACAAACUGAACUGUAUGAAGUAAAAGUUGACUGUGAGAAUAGUUCUACAAAUAAUUACUCGACUGAUUUAAAUGCUAAAGAAUGCCCUAACUCCUAACAUGGGAAUUGUAACCGUUGAUCUUUAAGAUACAUUCUAAUAAUAUUCAUAAUUGAAAUACCAGGGGUUUAUAUUUUCUUGAAAAUAAUCCACCCCCAUCAAAGACCAAGGGCGCAAAAAGAGCUUUGAAAGUCAACUUCACCUUGCUUGCAUGCCAUGAGUACGUAUACCUUUUGUAUGAUACAAAUUUUAACUGUAAAUAAUGCCACAUCUUCAUCAACCAAAUCAUAUUUUGUUGGAAAUAAAACAUCACAAUUAAUUGUCAGAUAGAUCAUAGUACAACCAUAAUCAUCGAUUUUUUUUCGAGGCAUUCGUAUAUAGUUGAUAUUUCAUAAUAUAUUUUAUUUGUUUUAUAUACCAUGCACUUAAAAUGACGAUUUUUUGUUCGCUAGGUGCAGUCUCUCCAACGAGGAACCAUACAGAAACACUUGGCGGCCAAUUUAUCGUCUUUUAAAUCGCAUAGUACAGGGUGUUCCACGAAACAUGACAAUAGCAAGACGACUUGAAAGUCGUCUUUGACAUUU